CUCGCGGAUUGUGACGGAUGCAAAACAAAGGUUACAGGCGGUUGGGGCUCAAGUGCGCAGGCGCAACGACGUUGCUAGGAGAAGAGCGGAGGCGCGGAUAGAGAAGCAGGAGUGCGCAAGACAACAGUAGUACGCAGGCGCGGCAUUAGCCAAGCGUCUCUCUUCGCAGGCGCAGUUGCUCGUAGGCGGUGGUAGGCAGCGCGCUGCGCAGGCGUGUCGAGGGGCGGGUGGUUCCUUCCUCUUUCCUUCCUAUCUCAGCGUUCGGAGGGUGUGAGGUGCUGCCGCCAUUUUGUCAGGAGUCCCGGUGCCAGCUCGGCCGCGGCCAUGCGUCCUGGAGUGAAGCUGUUCGUGGGGAACGUGCCCGAGGAGGCCACGGCGGAGGAGCUGGGCGAACUGUUCACGGGCGCGGUAGGCCCGGUGCUCGGCGUGGCCCUCAUGAAGCAGUUCGCCUUCGUGCACCUGCGGGAUGAGGCGGCCGCUGUCCGCGCCAUCGCCCAGCUCAACGGGCACCAGCUGCACGGCCGCCGCAUCGUGGUAGAGCCGUCCCGCCCGCGGCCCACCAACACUUGCAAGAUCUUCGUGGGUAACGUUUCGGCGGCCUGCACCAGUGGAGAGCUGCGUGCGCUCUUCCAGCAGUACGGGCCCGUGGUGGAGUGCGACGUGGUGAAAGACUAUGCAUUUGUUCACAUGGAGAAAGAAGCAGAUGCAAAAGUUGCCAUCGAAAAUCUUAACGGAAAGGAAGUGAAAGGAAGAAGAGUCAAUGUGGAACUCUCUACUAAUGUUCAGAAAAAGGGGGCAGGACAAAAUGCCCAGGCAGGCCCCAAUGCUGACAAGAGCAAGAGAGCAAGUGUGGACUAUAGAGAAAAAUAUCAACCCAAGAUCGAUGGUUAUGAGCAGCUUAGGCCUACAGACUCUACGUAUGCAUCAGUCUCUGCAGGAUAUACUGCAUCCUCACUCUACGAUUAUCAGCAGCGCUUCGGUGGCACCAACACUUCAAGCAAAUACAACUCAUUUGAUACUCAGACAAGGCAAGCAUCUCCCUCAUAUUUUGGAAGGGACAGAAGCCCAAUUCGACGAUCACCAACAAGAAUCGGCUUUGCCACUGUGUCGCUACCCAUGACAGCACAACCAGCAUCCUACAGAGCUCAGCCAUCAACCUCACUGGGUGCAACCUACAGAGCCCAGCCCUCUGCAUCACUCGGAAUGUCUUACAGACCCCAGCCAACAACGGGACAGGCAGCAUCUUACAGGGCCCAGCCCUCGACCUCACUUGGAAAUACUUACAGAACCCAGUCCUCUGUUUCACUAGGAGCUUCUAAUACCCAGCCUGCAGCCUCAUCACUAAAUUCCUACAGCGCCCAGGCUGCUGCUUCUUACAACACCCAGGCUGCAGCUUCCCAGUUAGCCUCUUAUGGGGUCCAGUCCACAGCAACACUAGCGUCAUCCUAUGGAGCUCAGCCUUCAGCCACGCAUGCAGCCUCUUAUGGUACUCAGCCUGUGGCUGGUUACUCAGCCUCCUAUGGAGCUCAGCCAACAGCCACACAUGCAGCUGCUGCCUAUGCAGCUCAGCCUGCGGCUGGUCACACAGCCACCUAUGGAGCCCAGCCUGUGGCCACGCAUGCAGCCGCCUAUGGAGCCCAGCCUGCAGCCAGCCACUUGGCUUCUUAUGGAGCCCAGCCUGUGGACAGCCACUCAACCUCUUAUGGAGCCCAGCCUGCAGCUACUCUCUCAGCCUCGUAUGGUGCUCAGCCUGUGGCUGUCCAUUCAGCCUCGUAUGGUGCUCAGCCUGCAGCUGCUCUCGCAGCCUCGUAUGGCGCCCAGCCUGUGGCCGGCCAUUCAGCCUCGUAUGGCGCCCAGCCUGUGGCCGGCCAUUCAGCCUCGUAUGGCGCCCAGCCUACAGCUGUGCUCUCAGCAACCUAUGGUGCCCAGCCUGCAUCCACUCUGGCUGCAUCUUAUAGCAAUCAGUCUGCAGCAGCUUCCUACAAAUCACAGGUCUCUGCUCCACUGACCACACCCUAUAGAACACAGUCUUCAAACUCAAUGUCAGCUUCAUAUACAGCACAGCAGCCCUCCUCUGUUCCCUUGGCAGUCACUUUCAGAGCUCAGCCUGUGACUGCAUAUGAUGGGCCAACCCAGCUUGGACAACAAGCAACCCCGUAUUUGGGACUGUCUCAGUCUUCUGCUGCUGCUGCCAUCGCACCACCAUACGAACGCACCCGCCUCUCUCCUCCACGGAGUGCUGGCUAUGACGAUCCUUUCAAAAAAUCAUCUGCUUUGGCUAAAAGGUACAGUUCCGACCGCCGUUUAUCUGACCUCUCAGAUUACCGUCGUUUAGCAGACUCGCCACUUGUGUACCGUCAUUCGCCGACAAAGUCCCCGCUGGAUUAUCGCCGUCUUCCAGAAGCGCAUUCCGACUAUGCCCGUUAUUCGGGCGCCUAUGGCGAUUAUAUGCAUACUGCUCGGCUACAUUCUAAUUACCAGCGCCGCCUGUAGGUGGGGUUGGGGUUCCUGUUCCAGAUGGGGGCAGUAUCAUUGAUUACAUGUUCCCCACUGGGACACGCUUUCUUAGCAUAAAGCCAAUCUGCGUCUUUACUAGGCUGGCUUCCUCAUUCAGUUCUCUGCAGAUUCCGAGUUACUAAAUUUCCUUCCCUCCCAUGCUAUCUCAGGUGUCAUUACAGCCUGUCGUUUUGGCUCUGUUCCUUAAUGUCACUUGAUCAAAGAAUUAUUUGAGGCGAUAGUAUGAGGCAUCUCUGAGACAUGCUACUACAUCCAACACAAAUAGCAUUCUCCUGGUCUUUACUUUGGGGGAUUUUAUUUUCAGCUGCCUUUUUUGUUACGUUUUUAGAAUGAUCUGAAUUUAUGAUCUCAAGAAGAACCUGUGCUGCAACCCCAGGAAUGAUGUAAACGACUGCUGCACAUUGUGUCUUUGAAAGUCGAAGACUCGAGUUCCUUCAUGCUCCAGUAGGGCUAAGAAUGCCAUAGCAUAUGGCAUUGGUUUUUGUUUGCAACUCCUGAUGCUAAUGUCUCCAUUAGUAAGACAUAAGUUGCUCAUGCAGGAUUCCUAAUAAAUGCAAUUCACAAUGACUGUUGCUCAGUAUUGUUUUUAUAACCCGAGCAAUUGCUUUCUCUGAAUGGAAGAGCAAAUGCUCUUUUAUGUAACGUGAAAAUCCUUUUUCUUUUUACACCGGUGUUAAGUUUGCAGUAGGUGUGAUGUUCGAAUCUAUACAUCUGAAAUGAGUUAGUUUUUGUAUUGACUGUAAAUAAAAUGCAGGCUAUUUACAGUUUAGAAA
Caretta caretta (loggerhead turtle) is the source of this 3290-nucleotide messenger RNA. RefSeq names its product RNA binding motif protein 14 (gene RBM14). The record is from RefSeq and is a predicted model, not a curated record. Lineage: Eukaryota; Metazoa; Chordata; Testudines; Cheloniidae. Gene Ontology annotation, cellular component: nucleus. Gene Ontology annotation, molecular function: mRNA binding.